Suillus clintonianus is the source of this 10132-nucleotide messenger RNA. RefSeq lists its product as uncharacterized. Bases 68 to 10117 code for a protein of 3349 amino acids. The transcript is spliced from 17 exons. The record is from RefSeq and is a predicted model, not a curated record. Lineage: Eukaryota; Fungi; Basidiomycota; Agaricomycetes; Boletales; Suillaceae.
CCUUUUGACAGUGAGAACGACGACGGCUGCAAUCUAGAACUGACAAUUAACAGCACAGACGCGGGCGAUGUCGAGCUUCGACCCGCGCUCCCCAGGUUAUUAUGGCACGACGACGUAUUCGUCUGCCUCGAAUGACUCUGGUUCUGAUACCCCCCGCGCAUCCACAGAUUCAUCCGCCUCCCCAGGCCUCCUCCGACGCGUUGCAUUCAGUCCUCCCCGCUCUGAAAACAGCUUCGAAGGUCACGGUUACGACGACAGUUUCGCAGAACGCGCUGAAGUCGAAGCAGCUCUCACCGAGCUCGACCUUGACGCUGAGAUUAAUGCUACUCAGGAUGCCGUCUCCCAAUGGUCUUCUUCCCGGCCGUCCUACACAUCAUUCAGUACAUCUACUCCGUACAGUGGUACAGGGUCCUACACUGGCACUUCCGCUUCGUACUCGGCAGACACGGCAACAGCAACAGGAACCUAUGUCACACGCGACCCCCGCGUCCUGAGCACAAUCUCAGAACGCACCGAGAACCCCAGCCGGCCGACUUCCUAUGCCCAGAACCGUCUUUCUGCACACCGCCUAAGCGCAAUCUCCAACUCGCAUGCUCGGCUGGCUACUGAAGCCCCUGCUAACAGACUCAGCACGCACUCCCAAGGACAUACGCGUGGUACCCCAGAUCUGCCCACAACCAGCCGUCGCACGGGUGACCUUAUUGCAUUCUUCGAGGACCGUUCAGGUACCCCCAGCAAGGAAAAGGAGAGAACUACCAGCCCAUUUUUACCUACCACCCAGAGCACGCCGCAUUUAGGGAGUACCACGGGGUACACCUCAACUGGAUACGGCUAUACCACAGGAUUCACUUCGACUGGAUAUGGAUAUACUACAGGGACGGGGACAGGCGGAUAUACCACUACGGGCUACACCACGUCCCGCCCCUCCUCUCCCACUAAAAGCAGGUCCGAUGAUUCACGCUCCACAGUCUCGACUUCUUCAGGUGGAGGUGGGACCGACCUCAGCUUAUCGAGUUUGCUAAGUCCACCGGUCCGCGGGUUUGGCACACCUACCAGGACGUACAGCGCCGGCGGGACGGCGACAGGGACAGGGAGGACACAGCUAAGCCCAAGCGAUUUUGCGAGUACGUUUUCGAGUGCAUUUGGGGUUGCUAGGGGCAAACAGGAUGAUAUUACACCCACGCGCCAGACUCAGACCCAGACUGCCUUGCGUCGCAGCACCGCCCCUCUGAACGACACCAACACGAGCCCCAGGAGUCCGUUGACGAGCGUGCGGAACAUUGUAGCUGCGUGGAAGGAACGCACGCCAGGGCUAGGAAAAGUGAGGAGUGAGAGCAGUGAAGGUGGGAGCGAGUUGUCUCCGCCGGCGGUACCAAAGACGGAGGGUCUGUUCUCUCUUCGUAGACGCGCAUCACGUCAGGGGCCGCGAAGCCAGCUGCCAGCAACACCUGAUAGGAACGCUGGAAGGGGCAAUGUGCAUGGAGGCGACAACAAGAACAGGGAAAACGAAGCAAAUGCGGGCAGUGGAAACAAUGUAAUGAGGAGGAGAGUGAGCUCUACGAACAGCCUUAUACCUCCGCCUUUUGAUAUGACGGAUCUGGGGGGGCGAGAGAACCGGGAGCCCAUCCGCAUUGGCACCCUCUGGUAUCUGAAUGUUCACUCCCCAACACCUUAUCGCUGGGAAAAAUGCUCUGCACUGCUCUACCCGCACGUGCUUAUUCUUUCUUGGAGUGCCCCUGGGGGAGGCCGGGGCGUAGUGAGCUUGGAUCUGAUCAAUUGUACAGAAGUGAGGAGUACCCCUGGCUUUACACAUCCUGGAGCGAGAGGUGAUGUCGGGGGAGUGAGUGCAGCAGCGCAGGUGACCGACGACGGCGUGAGUCUCGUGGAAGUGUUGUGUCCGUUCCAGCUGUUAUAUGGUGAUGGUGUUGAGCGACUUGCGGCGGAGAGUGCGAGGGAGAGGGUGAGGUGGGUGAGCGCGGUUUGGGAAGCACUGGACCGUUCCUUGUCACUCCCCAAUCGCUCCGAAUCCGGUUCGCCUACAGGCAGCAUAGGCACCAUCCGUUCCAUAGCCUCUACCACUUCCACAUCUGCCGGAAGCAGGAGUACUGUGUUUGUACCUCCGCUGCAUACGAUCCCGAGUCUGUCGGAUCUGGGGAGCGAUUCUGGGGGGUUAAGUCUGAGUGCAGGUGGCCAGCGCACCAGGACCACAGAUGACAUGUCGUACCUUUACCCCUCUGACCCGCGUAUCAUCGCUCCAUCCCGAUCUUCAUCCUUGCGCCGCACCUCAUCCCUCACAGACCUCGACGAGGAGUUCGCUAGUGCCGUGUCGCGUGCUCGUUCUGCCAAGCCUGGUCUAGGCUUUGGCUUGAGCUUGGUCAACGAAAGUUUGAGUUCGGAAAGUGGCGGCAUACUGGGCGUGGGUGGGGGAAGCCCAGUGACGGUGAGCAGUGGCCCGAGAUUGGGGGGCGAUGUUCGUGUCACCCCGCCUCCCACUGGGAAGAUCAGGAAUCGAGCCCUCAGUGUCAGUGAGGAGGAAUUCUUCAGUGCCGGCUCGCGCACGUCCAGCGCGCUUGACUCUCGUCCCGUAUCCGACUUUUUCUCUGCAGACAGCUCCAGGACAAGCAGGAGUGGCGAUGGCCGGACAACGACCGGCUUAGUAACGGAUGGAACAGCAUUUGAUUUCACGAGCGGCGAGUCGAAUACGCAGAUCGUGCCGAGCACGCUGAGCUACAGACGCACGGAGAGUAACUCUUACCUUGGGGACUCGCAUGAUGGCAGUGGGAGCUAUACGCCAUACACAUCUAGCGAUGGGCGUUCGCGAACACCGUACUCGUCGAGCGACAGCCGGUCUAGAACGCCGUACACCUACUCCUCCAGUGGGUAUACGAGCAGCACGCCAUACACCUAUACGAGUGGUAGUUACGCCGUCACCCCCACCUCACCGUCCCUAUCUCGUACCCCUGAAGUUCGGAGACGGCGGUAUGGUGCAUAUUCUACGAGCGAGGAGCCGUCUGAUAGGGAGAACUCUGCGACGACGAGGUCAACGCUGAGCGGGUGGACAAGGAGCAGGACACCCACCACGACAACGGAAGCAUUUUUGGCGGUGGAGGAGAGGGACAGUAGUGGGAGUGAGGGAUACACCACAGCCUAUGCGUCGCCUAGCCCGAGCACUGCGUCAUUCAAGAGCCUUCCAACGAUCCCAAGCGAGUCGGACUAUCAGACAUUGGACACAUGCAAGACGUGCGUGAGCUCGGAGUUCGUAACUGCAGAGCGGUGCAUGAGUGACGUGGAGACAGAGUAUGUGACAGCGGAGAAAUGCAAGACCGAGACCGAAACGGAUUUCUGGACGGCGGAAGUGUGCAAGAGUGACAAGGAGGAGACGCAGUAUGAGACGGCAAGCGUAUGUCUUACGAUCCCGAGCGAAGAGGGGUUGAGUACACCGAGGUCAGGAUUGGCUGUAGAACUUCCUGCUGAAGAGCCCAUUGAAGAGCCCAUUCGCGAGGAACCCAUUCCUGGGCCCAUUCGUGUGAUCGUCCGCGAGCCCGUCCGCGAGACCAUUCACGAGGUCGUUCACGAGACCAUUCACGAGGCCAUUCACGAGACCAUUCGCGAGGCGGUUCACGAGACCGUUCGCGAGACCGUUCACCAGCACGUUGACGAGCCCAUUGACUUCGAGGAUGAGGAGGUGGAAGUAGAUCUGCCACCCACACCUCCCCCAAAGACACCGAGCGAAGUUCCCAGUAUUGUCUCUGAGGAACCGAGGCUGGAGGUAUCGAUCACGCCUGAGGCUGUCACUGCGCUGGAAGAGUUCGCAGAGGAUGACAGCCUGCUGGAGAGUGCCCCACCUACUACAGAGGUGCCCGAGACACCGACGCCCAUUGUCAGUUUCCACACCGACUCGUCAUUAUCAUACACCGAGAGCGAUCUGAGCCCCGCACAACCAGAACUUGACACGUCUGUCUCGACUUUGACAGAGUCGACAGAGCCCUUCGUCAGCGCGACACCUCGGACCGUACAAACUACAGCUCUCUCGAUAUCUGAGCCUGAUGAGGAGGCAGUCACUCCAUCUGUGCACCCGUCUCAAUGGCCUUCUGAGACGGACGUGUCGUUUGAUUCGUCUGCAUUGCAGCCCACCCCUAGUGUGCAGAGCGUCGUAUUGCAGGAGGGUAUCGAUGGCAGCUUUGAGACGUCGUUUAUGCGCCCGAGUGUAUCGCCGCUGAGCAGUAUUGCUAGGCUGACACCUAUCACAGAGACUAUUUCUUCUCUUACACCGUCUCCUAGACAGAUGUUUCAUCAACCAGAGUUGGUGUCUUCGCCAUCCAGUGGACCGACUCCGCUGACGAUGUCGACGAGCGCAUCGAGUUCGCUAUCAAGGACCGCAUCUACCGUGAGCGGUGUGUCGAGCAUUGCCGUUGAGGCAGAGGAAGAAGAUGUAGUGAGUGUGAGAGCUGCCAGUGACAUUUCGACAGUUCCGUCCUUGCUGUCGACGAGAAGUCAGGAGUCAGUGCGAUAUAUGCCAAUACCCUCCCCGUGGGCUGUGCCUCUCCCGGUAUCCCCUGCCCCUACUUCGGUGUCGAUGAGCGUCAGUGUGACGACACCUCAUGAUGAUGUUCCUUCCAUACAUUCUGUCCUUGAGACGGAACACACGCGCACACACACUGAGCAAACCAUCACGCACGAUAUUGACCGUCUUCUUCACCAUAUCCAAGAGAUCGACCAGUUCCGAGGCGAGGAAACGCAGGAAAUCGCAGAGAAUGUACGUGCUAUCCGGGACGAACUGUAUGAUUUAUCGGAGUACGUCCGUACGAACCUCGUCGUGGAGAGACCGCCACCUGUGCCAACCAGAGACACGUCUGUCGGGGGCAGCAGUGUGCUCUCGACACCUAGAGGACCGCGCCCGAGGCCGGGUAUUACCCUUGUCGAGAUGUCUCCACCCCCUAUGCACCCAUCUUCCCCGAGUUCUGUCAACUCAGUCAUGUCGUUCUUGUCUUCGCAUCACUCGGAUGAUGACUUGAGUCUGUUGGAAACGGAGUUGGAAGCAGAGACUAUGGAACGCUCACAUUUAAUCUCUGGGGAGCCAUCUUGGCCCUCCUCCUCAUCAUCGUCCUCGGUCACUCCAUCUGAGAUUUCUUCCAGCGACCCUUCCCCUGGUCCCAGCUUGUCGGCGACAUCUUCGUCAACACCCACUCCUCCACCUUCGUCACCGACACCUUCGUCACCAACACCUUCGACAGCGUCAGCCGCCACUGUGCGGCAGCGCGAUAGCAUUACAAUCGAGACGCUAAGAGACAUGCUGACCUCGUUGAGAGAGCAGACGACCGCGCUUUGGGAGGGCCAGGUGUCUACAAAUCAUAUGUUGGACGAGUUGCGCGAGACACGCGUAGGUCCUCUGGACACCACAGAGUUCAACGAGCGGCUUCAGGCCAUCGAGGUUCUUUUGCGUCAACUCAUCGAUAGACGGGUCGAGACUGAACGACCAGUCCCCAUCCAGCCCCCAUCAGAGUCUAUUUCUGACGUUGGUACUGAUCCGGAUGCAGAGGAUUUCCAGCAGCGCUGGCAGGACUGGACGCGGCUCCUGAGGGACCGUAUUCCUCUUGCUGCACCCCAGCCACGCAGAGCUCGUGGAAAUCUUGACGAUGAACUGCUUGCGUUAUUGCAGGCACCUCCGCCUCAAGUGCCUAUAGGAGUCCAGCCGCCUCCAGCAUUGAUCCCCUUUGCUUACCAACCUGCGGCACGUCCUCCAAGGUCCAGGAGUACCAGUCCCAUAGCACGGCCUGCGACGUAUCCGAUUGCUACAGAGCCGGUGGUGUUCUCGCCCGAGACUCCACACGCACCUUUCCCUGGUGUUCAUCGUAUUCCACGUGGCGGUCGAAGACCGCGCAACCCACCUGCAACUGAGACUGAGACAGUAUUUUCAGGCGCACCUGGGCCACGUAUUCCCCAACCUGUUGGGACGGCACCACCACCACCCGGAGUUUUUUCCGAUCCCGCACGUCCACGCCCGCCUACUAAUAUUCCUCCUCCUCAGCCUAUCCCCUGGCUCGGAAGACCUCCGAGCGCGCCUGCUAACCUUGAACCCAAUGACGACACUCGCGAUCAUCAAACCUGGUACCGUCCUCGGAGAGCAGAUGGCUCGGGCAUGCCUCCUCCGCCUGUUAUCCCUGGCCAACAAGGUGGUCGCCAAUACGUGCCAAUGCCUCCGGGACCAACCGUAGUGCAAUUGCCACUUUUUGAUACAUUGAUGAACAUCCUUCGAGAACAUCGUCUCGCGCAACUGGCGACUGUGGAUCAACAACGAGAAUUGAUGAGGUACAUGCGAGGCCUGAAUGAAUGGCUCGAAAGGGACGUCCAGGACCGUCAAGCAGAGUUACGGGGGGUGACCGCUCGUGUCGAUGAACUCAGAAACGACCUUGCACGACUGGGAUUAGGGAUGCAGCCCGGCGUGCAACCAGGUGUGCAACCAGGUGUGCACCCAACCAUGCAAAUGCCGCAACCUCAAAUUCCCCAUGGAGUGAUUCCCGUUGGACCCGUCCCACCUCCACAUAUUCUUGGUCCUCCUCUUGGAUUCGUUCCUCAACCGGCCCCAGAGCCUCCUGUCAUCCCCACCUAUGAAGGUUCUCCUCAGCCAGGCCAAUAUACUCCUUUCAUACCCGAUGAACCUCAAUGGCGCAGGCAGGGCAUGCCACAACCUCAGCAUUACGGUCCAGGUCAAGGACCAGUAAUCCCGGAUGCUUAUGAUGAUUUCCCCCAACGAAUGCACCCCGCUCAGUACGAGCAUCGCCCUCACGACGAUGAUGAAGGAGUCAUUCCUACAAGGCCUCCUUCAGAGUCUAGCGACAAUGAAUACGGGAGGCCAGUCAGGAUCGAACAUCCCACAAUCAUAGUUGAACACAGUGAUGCUCAACACAGUGAUGAAGGAAGGAGUGAGGCUAGCUCGAAUACCCAACAUACUUAUGCGCAACAACCUCACUCACCUCGCUCACACCAUGUACAUCACGAUCCGGAGGGCGGUCACCAAGGAGAUAUCCCUAUCGUUGUACAUUCAGAGGAGCAUCCACACAGUCAUGGUAGCCCUCCGCCUCAGACUAUCAAUAUCAACAUGCCUCCACAACAGCCUGCCGCACCCCCCCCUCAAGUAGGCGUGGCAGAUCAGCCUCCGCCAUCGCAGCCCUUUCAGUAUGGACUAGCGCCCAUGCAGCCCUCUCAGUAUGGACCCGCUGGGAUACCACCGCCAGGCACGUACGGCCCUGGAGGUCCUCCCGUGAUAGUUCACCCACCCAGGUCUAGGUCCAGUUCCAGUUCCGGGAGAUCAAGAGACGUAGUGGUGAUACCGACAAGUCCUCAUGGUCAUCCGUCCACCCCUGUCGUAUUGCCGUCGCCAGAUCACAUUCAAUAUGUCGACAGACCUCCCACUCGUCAUGACUUUCCUGUUGGUGUUGCUGGAUCGGGUGGUCCGCCAGUAGUCGUGGUGCCUGGUACCGUGGCACAAGUUGAUCGUUCACGAUCUCGGUCUCGAUCACCUCGUGGACACAGAGAUCCAUACUACGAUCGUUAUGAUCGACGAGGCCGACACCCUGACUCUCCUGAAUAUUACCCAAGACGUGGAUAUGACCGUCGACGCUACUCACCUGAAUAUUACCCCCGUCGCCCUUAUUAUGACGACUACUUUCCCGGGGACCGCCAUCGACGGGGAGGGCGGUACGAUGAUUACUCGCGGUCGCCACCGCCACGACGAGGCGAAAGACAUAGAGAUGAUGACCGCCGUCACCGCCCACAUCGUCACGGAGACUCCAAUUCACCCUCUCCAACCGAAGAAGGAGACGCAGAACGCAGACGCGGGAGAGGCGAUCACUCCCCUCGUCGUCCUCGUCACAGCCGUCCCAGUUCUGACGAAGACGACCACUCACACUCACGGCCUCACAGAACUGCCUCCAGAACCCCUACUCAUUUUACAGGAGGACAUGUACCUAGUCAUAGCAUCCCUACUCAUUUUACAGGAGGACAUGUACCUAGUCAUAGUAUCCCUGUUUCUCCGCGGUUUGAGGAUCCUCCUCGAUCGCCCAGUCAGCCAACUAUCAUCAGGCUUGAUGAACCAAGGCAGCACCCUGGAUCGCAUAGCGGACCUGUGAUCGUGACUCCGGGAGUACAACCAGGUGUGUACGUUCCAACUGUACAUUCCGAAGCUGGGCGGUCACAUCCUCGAACUGAAAGGGAUGACGAUGCUGGACGAUCACAUCGUCGAACCCCUUCUGAAAGGGAGGACGAUGCUGGACGAUCACAUCGUCGGACACCUGAAAGGGAUGACGACGCUGGACGAUCACAAUCACAUCGUCGGACACCUUCUGAAAGGGAUGACGACGCUGGACGAUCACGAUCACAUCGUCGGACACCUUCUGAAAGGGAUGACGACGCUGGACGAUCACGAUCACAUCGUCGGACACCUGAAUGGGAUGAUGACGCUGGACGGUCGCACCAUCGAACACACUCCCCAAUGGACCACGACGGACGGUCGCAUCAUCGCACGCCUUCUGCAAUGGGUCACGAUGAUAGACUACACCAUCACACGCCUUCCGCAAUGGACGAUGAUGGACGGCCACACCAUCAAACCCCAAUGGAACACGACGACAGACAGCCAUACCAUCGACCGCCUCUUACAACGGAAGACGAUGCUGGACGGCAUCGUCGAACACCGACUGCAAUGGGUGACGCAGCUGACCCACAUACACGUCGCGGUGCUUCGCGAGUUCCAGAUGACGAAGCUGACCCACAUGGACAACGUAGUGCUUCGCGAGUUCCGUCACGCGCAGGAUCGCACGCAGGAGGCGUGCCACCAUCUAUGCGGGAUGAUGAUGAUGUCCACUCACAGAGCGAGAUGGUUCAUGUCCUACCACCAGGUCACACUCCUAGUCAUGAUCAUGGCCUACCGCCGGGUCAUGCUCCUAGUGAUCAUGUGCACUUUGACCCAGCGACUACCGGGUUUGAUGAUGCCCUCCAACAACGGCAUCAACGACUGGAUGAAGCAGAGCGCGAACUCACUCAAGUUGUUCAUGAGGCUCAUGAGGCUGAAAAUCGUCGUGAAGAAGAGUUCCGACACAAUGAAGACGAAAGAGAGCAUGCCUUCCUCCAAAACGAAGAUCGUCGUGAGGCUGAGGCAAGACAGCGCGGUGAUGCGCUAUUUGCUCAGCUGGAAGAGAGGGCGCACAGUGUACCUCCUCUGCCGGUCCCUCCACCUGGAUCUGGAGAUAAUGCUUCCAUCAUCGAAUCGAUUCACGCAGCUUCUGUGGAAGCAGCUACUCGUCAUUCCUCGGACAUUUUGCAAACAGUUCAACUCGAGCGCGAGCAAUUUGAUCGCGAAAGGGAGUAUUUUGCAUCCGAGAGGGAGCGGGAACGUGCUGAGUUUGCCGACGAGCGUGCUCGCAUGGAUGAAGAGCGCGAACGAAGGGUUCAUGAUCUGGAAGAAGAGCUUGCACGCGUUCGUGGGGAGCUUGACGGUGAAAGGCAGCUACGACUGACUGAGAACGAGGAGCGGGCGGCUGCCAAUGAACGUGACGAUGGCAUGCGCGCGCAAUUGGGCGAUAUCACACAGUUAGUUUCGGAGCAACGGGAUGAGUGUGCGAGGAAGAGGGAGCUUAUGGAUCAGCGAUGGGAAGAGAAGCAGGGCAGGCGUGCUGAGAAAGAUGCGCAGUUCCAUGAACUGAAGGAUAUGGUCUCCAGGCUCAUUCAAGACCGUGAGGCGGAUCGAAUUCAAGAGGAAGAGCGGAGGCAGCGAGAGGAGGGCAAGCCCGACAUUCAAGUGGUGCUCGAUGAGCUUACCCGGCAAAAUAGCGAAAUGAGGGAGGCGCUCCAAGCUCUUUCUGAGGACUGGCGGGCUGAAGGCGAGCGGCGGCAUGAAGACACCCUUGAAGCUGUCCGUGCUACUGCCCGAGAGCAAGUCCCAUUCAAUGUGCAAGUGUAUCUUGAUGAAUUCAGCAAAGCACUCGCGACCGAGGUCCGGAUGCUCCUUGGAGAAGUCGGCAAGCUUCGUGAAGAGCGCCGUAAUAUCCAACAUGAACUUGGAUAUCUAAUGAUGAUGAGAGCUAAAUACGGACCAGGAGGGGAGUUUGAUGCUGACUGGUAAGACGCCUUGAUCAUC